Arabidopsis thaliana (thale cress) is the source of this 1485-nucleotide messenger RNA. RefSeq names its product Carbohydrate-binding X8 domain superfamily protein. Gene Ontology annotation, cellular component: plasma membrane; membrane. The coding region runs from base 1092 to 1427 and encodes 111 amino acids. The record is from RefSeq and is marked reviewed. Lineage: Eukaryota; Viridiplantae; Streptophyta; Magnoliopsida; Brassicales; Brassicaceae. The transcript has a single exon.
GCCAUGAGCUCAGAGAGUCGCUCAAAGUUCAUGUUCUUCAUUAUGUUCAUAGCCUUCCUCUACUUCUCCUUAUCAAGCCUAAGGUUUUUCGUAAAUGAUCUCCCGUUCCUCAUCAUUACUCCCAUCUCCUUUAGCCUCAUCUCUUGCUGUGCACUUAGAGUAGUAUUUAAUUGUAACCACAUCAAAGAAAACCAAACAUGUGUCCAUGGUCAUUAAACUAAGUGUGCAAGACUGUCCGGUCCUAUUUCCAUAUGCAUUUUCAAAUCCAGGUUCGACCCGAUUCACUCCAGACCUGAGUCAUCUCCUAUUUUUUAUUUAACCACUACACUCGACUUUUUACAUGUAUCUUUAAAUACUUUUAAGUCAUAAAAAUUGCUCUUUGCAUGUUCUUCAUCUACGUCUUCUUUAUUGAUUUGUGUUGCAUGUUUAGGUGUGAAUAGUUCUCUAAUUGAGUUUUAUGGUUCUAAGUAGGAGUAUCUAUAAUUUGCUGAUUUAAUUGUUGUUUGAACAUUUUUAUUAUUUGGUUAUUUGAUUCACAUGUUUUUAAUGAUUAAAUUGGCUUGAUUCUGUUUAGAUUACAGGUUUAAUUUCAGAAAAGUACACAAAAUUGGGACUGACAUUAUACCAGCUGAAGCACACGACCAUCCGCCAAAUAGGCAAGUCAAAUACGAAAACUACAAAAUAAAUUAAAAAGGUUAUAUAUAUAUAUAUAUAUUGUCAUAUUUUAAUUAAAAUAAUAUAAUAUUUAUUAUAAAUUGCUAGCUUAACAACUCAUAAUUUCAUAAUUAUGUAAUUUAUAAUAUAAGGUAAGAAUUUAUAAACUGUUAAUAUUAUAUGUUGAAGAGCAUAUUAAUGUUUCAUUAGUCAAUAAUUCUUAAAUCAUAUCACAAACUUUCAUUAAUUGGUCAAAGAUUUAUGAAAUAUACUAAAUUAUUAUGGCAAAUAAAUUAUUUUGAGAAGAAAUUUUGUCAUAUUAUAUAUACUGCAAUAUCAUUUGAGUUAUUAUCGUUCACAAUCGAAACACCACAAUAUUAUUUUAUUAUAUAUAUUAUAAUAUCUUUAAAAUUAUUAUUCACAAGUAAAACACCACAAUGUUUCCGCAAUUGACAGUUGUAUUCCUUUUCUCUCUCGUUGUAAUCCACCCUCUUCAUGUCUCGGCCAAAACAUGGUGUGUGGCAAAUGUAUCGGCGGCAAGUACACAAUUACAAGCUAAUAUUGAUUGGGCAUGUAGUGAAGGAAAAGUUGAUUGUGCAACAAUCAAUCCUGGUGGAUCUUGCUUUGAUCCGGAUACUCUUGUUAGUCAUGCAUCAUUUGUGAUGAAUGAUUUCUACCAGAAUCACGGAAGCACUGAAGAGGCGUGUAAUUUUACUGGUACUGGUCAAGUCGUUACUGCUGAUCCAAGUUAUGGUAGUUGUGUGUAUACAUAGAUUACAUAGUUUAAUGAAUGGUUUUGCUAUUACAAAGUUUGUUUACGAAUAAUACAAU